UCCCAACUCAACCCUUUCUCGCCUACCACACACCAUGUACUGCAGCUGCUUCUCCGAAGGCAUUCUGACCACCCCUGCCAACUACUGGAUCUCAGGUCUGGCCUUCCCCGAUUGGGCCUUCAAAGCCGAGUCGUCGCCAGGCUCCCGGCAGAUCCAGCUGUGGCACUUCAUCCUGGAACUGCUGCAGAAGGAAGAGUUCCGCCAUGUCAUCGCCUGGCAGCAGGGAGAGUGUGGGGAGUUCGUCAUCAAGGAUCCAGAUGAAGUGGCCCGCCUCUGGGGCCGCAGGAAGUGCAAACCGCAGAUGAACUAUGACAAGCUGAGCCGGGCUCUCAGGUAUUACUACAAUAAGAGGAUCCUGUACAAGACCAAAGGCAAGAGGUUUACCUACAAGUUCAACUUCAGUAAGCUCAUUAUAGCCAACUGUCCUCCAUGGAAAGUGUGGGCACCCUCUGCCCCUUACCUGCUGUUGGGGUCUGCUGCCAUGUGUCAGCCAGCCUUGGUGCCCGUGGCUGUGCAGAGUGAGCCCCUACAUAGCACACUGUACACCCACUGGGCCACCGAAACGCAGCUGGCUGGAGAGAGGACCUCCCGGGAGCCACUGGAAACCUCUGGAGAGAAGGGGAACAGGAGCUUCGAUGACUAUCGUUUUGGCUCGGCUCUAGGCCCAGGCUGGCAAGGUCCUUGCUGCUGUCUCCUGAACCUCCAAGGUGACCUUCCCAGAUCUGCUUCCUUGACACGUGCACCCUGCCCCUGCUGUACCCGGACCCACCUCUCAGGGCCCAUCUUGCCUCCUUUCUCCUCAGAACAGCCCCUUUCAGGGUCCUCCAAGCCGGGUCCUUGGCUCCCAGGCCCGCCCUGUACGCCAGGUGCCUGGCAUUUUCCAGGACUCCCCCUUCUGGCCAGGCCGAGACAGGGCACCAGCCAGAGGCUUCAGUGCCCAUUUCUCAGGCCUGAGGAAUUGGUGGUAAAUCCUGGCCCAGGGCCAAAGGGGCGCCUGGAUUCCAAUGAGGGACUCUCCUCAGAGACUCAGAGACUCAAACUUGGAAAAGGAACUCCCAUGCCCCCCAAUCCAGAGAACCUCAGAGCCACGUGGCCUUUGGAUCCCCCUUAA
Molecule: messenger RNA, 1111 nt
Organism: Peromyscus eremicus (cactus mouse)
Lineage: Eukaryota; Metazoa; Chordata; Mammalia; Rodentia; Cricetidae
Product: ETS translocation variant 3-like protein
Exons: 6
Coding region: 35-1111 (358 amino acids)
Biological process (GO): regulation of transcription by RNA polymerase II; cell differentiation
Cellular component (GO): nucleus
Molecular function (GO): DNA-binding transcription factor activity, RNA polymerase II-specific; sequence-specific DNA binding
Source: RefSeq, a predicted model, not a curated record